AAAAUAGAAAAGCCUUGUCACUUUUUUGACAGCAAGGGCAAAACAUAAAAUUGUUACUUUCAGUUUUUUACAUUUUUAUUAAUUCCAAAUUUACCGUUGUCAGUCCCGAAAAUGGAACGAAUUAUAUCAGAAAGUAUAUUUCUCCUGGAAUUCCUGAUCGACAAGUUACAAAUAAAAUCAUGUCCUGUGGACGGCCUAUGUGUUUGCAUGCAGUUCUUAGACAACGAUCCUUUAGAGAUAUGCGAGAGCGAUCUAUGCGAAACCCCCUUCGGUCCGAGUCCCGGUAAGGAAUUUUCGAAAACAGGAAAGUCCUGUCUAUUCUUUUUACGACCCGAUCAAUUAGAGGAAUGUUUAGAAACCUUCGAUCUCUUCGUUUGCAUAAUCAAAAAGUUACAACCGCAUUGUAAACCCGACAGACUCCAAAUAGGAUCGGCUGUGAUCUCCAUCGCCAAUAUGUUCAACGCGCUAGUGACUGAAGUGCAAAACAGCACCUGCCAGGGACCCAUAUCGAAAACUCUUUGCGACAAUUUCGAUAUCCAGGGAAUUCACGACGGAUCUGUCAUUGGAACGUUAGGGAUGUACAUAAGAAUGUCCUGUUUCGGUAAACUUAUUGUCACACAAUUCCAAAUGAACCUUCAAGAAAAGUCGGUUCUUUUUAAAGACAGAGAAGGCAAAUCAGUCUACAGAUACAAAAAACUGAAGAAACCAAAGAAAGAACCAGAACCGGACGAGGAUUUUUGCCAAAACAACUAUCCUAUGGGACCACCACCAAGUCCGCCCCAGUACAAUACAGGUUCGUACUACCCUUCGUAUGAUAAUGGUCCCCCCUGCGAUGAAGAACCCCAGGUGUUUUAUGACGAAUUAUCUGACGAUGAUCCAGAAGAUUUUAGGGAAUUCGGGGCUUGUAUAGGAGGCAAUGAACUCAUUAUCCGAAUCAUCGAUAACGAUGAGUGCGAUAAAGACAAGGAAAGUCCUUGUGAAGAUGACGGUGGUGGAGAUGCCGUGAAUCCUUGCGGAAUGCAAUACGAUCCUAGGAUGGGAAUGGCUCCAGGAGGAUAUCAACCAUCAGGAUAUGGAUAUCCUCCUGCGCCUCAGUACGGCUAUCAGGGAAUGGCGCAGUAUGGGAUGUCACCCGAAUGUGAAACUGACAUACCUCAAGAGAUUGACGAAUGUGCACCACCAGAGCCCGUCUGUCCCUGCACUCCCAAAGAAGACGAACCACCUUGCGGUCGUAAAACAUGCGAUGCUUAUAAGUCCAGGUUCGUAAAGAAGAAGAAGGGCAAGAAGAAACUGACGCCGGAAGAAUUGGAAGCCUUACGUAAAGCAGAGGAAGAAAAACGUAAAGCCGAAGAAGAAGCGCGCAAAGCGCUGCGCGAACUCCUCCGGUCUCAGGCAGGAGGAGCUUCCGUGGGUUUUAUGGAAAAAUCGCGAGGUCCGUACGGGUCAGAAGUCUGCGUGUGCUACAACACAUGCUCACAACCGGCAUCGAGUGUCUGUCCGACGAGCAAUACGACUUCGUGCUGUCCUUCGUCAAAAACAAUAGAGAAAAUGGGGCCCAAAGGCGCGAACGAGGGAAUGUUCCUCAUAGAAUUUCUGGUCGAUAAAAUUGAAAUUUCUCGCAGCUCUUGCGAUUUGCCGGACCUGGACGAAGGGAACAUUUGUGUUUCGGUCCAGUUUUUGAACAACGAACCAUUAGAAAUUUGCGACAACGAUUUCGACGAGACGCCGUCCGGUUCGCCGGCGGACAAGGAAUGUUCGAAGACGGGUAAAUCGGGUCUGUUUUUCUUAACCCCCGAACAACUGGAUCUAUGUCGACAGUGUUUUAACAUAUGCGCUUGCGUCUAUAAGAAAUCGAAACCUUGUGUGCUACCCGAUAAGGUCGUGGUCGGUUACGCCUUCGCCAAUGUCACUUUGAUGUUCAACCUUUUGCUGGACGAGGUCGAAAACGCAUGCACCCAAGGACCCGUGUCCAAGAUCAUCAAUGACAAUUACGAAAUCCUGAAUGCCUCAAACGGACUGAACAUUGGCAAAUUGGGCAUGUACGUUCGAAUGUCGUGGCUUGGGAAAUUCAUCGUGACCCAGUUCCAGAUGAAUCUCCAAGACCAAUCCGUUCUUUAUCAAGAUAAGGGAGGCGAAUCGAUUUAUAAAUACAGAAAGAGAAGCGGGUGCGAAAGGAACGGCAUGGGUCUUCCGUCUCCUCAAUUGGGCUUGCUCCCAUCGACAGCUCCUAAAGCUCCCAAUCAAUCGUCGUCCGGUAGAGUGAACUACGACGUAGAAGAAAACCCUUCCAGAAAAAGGAGACCCGGUCAACUCCGCAAGUGCAACGGAACAGCGUCGAUACCGAAUGCCAGAGGUGGUUGUACCAACAAGAACGCCAUUGUUAUGCCAAAACUUCCCGAUCCGGACAAGGAAGUGUUCGUACUUCGACUGGGAGACAAGAAAGACAGUGCCAAGAAGAAAAAGAAACUGCUGGAACUUCAACUGAAAACGCCCAAGGGACCGCCCUUCAAAGGUCCUCCCAUCAAAUGUGACAAGGAAGUCGAGUGGGACGAAGAAGCUUCUCGACAAGCCAUGGCUUUAGCUGCAGCAAUGGGAAUGACAUUCCUAAUGAGAUUUGGCAAGGGUGGCGGCGGGGGUGGAAAGAAGAAAAAGGGGGCCAAAUCUGCGGAAGAGUUAGAAAAGAUGAGAGCUUUACUGAAAGCUCAAGCAGGAGGUGCGAGUGUUGGAAUCACCGAUAAACCCCGAGCUGUGCCUUGUCCACCGCCAUGUGUACCUUGUGAUCCGUGCGACGUCAGCUGUAUGGCUUCGUGUGUGUCUACGCCUACUGCUUGCUACUCGUCUAGUUGUUGUUUUACACCAUGUUCAAGAUGUUAACUGCAGUUGUCUUAAAGCUUCAAUAAAAACUAACACAAAUA
This is a messenger RNA of Agrilus planipennis (emerald ash borer), 2915 nucleotides long. RefSeq lists its product as uncharacterized. Gene Ontology annotation, molecular function: microtubule binding. Bases 112 to 2874 code for a protein of 920 amino acids. The record is from RefSeq and is a predicted model, not a curated record. The transcript has 2 exons. Lineage: Eukaryota; Metazoa; Arthropoda; Insecta; Coleoptera; Buprestidae. Gene Ontology annotation, cellular component: centrosome; mitotic spindle midzone; cytoplasmic microtubule. Gene Ontology annotation, biological process: positive regulation of cytokinesis; mitotic spindle midzone assembly; cytoplasmic microtubule organization.